This is a messenger RNA of Empidonax traillii (willow flycatcher), 2280 nucleotides long. RefSeq names its product aquaporin-12-like. The record is from RefSeq and is a predicted model, not a curated record. Gene Ontology annotation, molecular function: channel activity. Gene Ontology annotation, biological process: transmembrane transport. Lineage: Eukaryota; Metazoa; Chordata; Aves; Passeriformes; Tyrannidae. The transcript is spliced from 2 exons. The coding region runs from base 201 to 1538 and encodes 445 amino acids. Gene Ontology annotation, cellular component: membrane; cytoplasm.
AUGGGUUGCUGGGUCCCCUCAUGUCCUGGGCUUUGGGAAGGGGGUGGUAGGUUGUGUUUUAUCAUAGAACCCCCGAAUGGUUUGGGCUGGAAGGGACCUCAAAGCUCAUCUCAUUCUAACCCCUGGCAUGGACAGGGGCACCUUCCACUAUCCCAGGUUCUUCCAAGCCUUGUCUAACCUGGCCUUGGACACUUUGAGGGAUGGGGCAGCCACAGGGAUUGGAGCCAAGCAGAAACCAAAUGAAGAUUGUUUUGCUCCUUUUGGGAGACCUGGCAGCUCUGGGGAGCUGCUGGGGGCUCUCAGGUGUGAAUGCUGGGCUUGGGGGCCCAGUGGGGAUAAAACUGGCACCUCCUUGCUGGGACAAACACCGUGUUGGCUGCUCCAGCUGCUGUGAUUCCAUCAGUUCCUGGAGGCAGCUGGCAUUGCCCUGUGGAGGCCACACAUGUGGCAUUUCCCAGGCCUGUCGGGCUGUGCCACGUUUGCUUUCAUGGGGCUUUAUAAAGAGAAGCUGUGGGAGCUUCCCCUGCUCCUUCCCAGGGUUUGGUCCAGACUUUCCCCCCAGCACAGCUCUCGUUAUGGACGCCCUCAAUGUCUCCAUUGCUUUUUUUUUCCUGGUUGUUGGGAUGUGCCAGGCACUCAGGUGGCUUUCCAAGAGGCUCCUGUCUCCCAGAGCAUAUGGCUGCCUUGCCAGAGAACUUGCUGGGUCGUUACAGCUGUGCAUGAGCUGCCUGGAGCUGAGGAUGCUGAUGGACAUCGGCCCGUGGGGGGGUGGCUUCGGCCUGGACGUGAUCCUGACUCUUCUCUUCCUCCUCUUUGCUGUUCAUGGUGCCUCUUUUGACGGAGCAUCUGCCAACCCAACUGUCUGUGUCCAGGAGUUCCUGCUCCUCGACUCCAGCCUGGCAGCCACAGCUGCUAAGCUGCUGGCCCAGGGUGUGGGCACAGGGACAGGCUGGGCUGUCACCAAGCUCUUCUGGUCCUGGGAGCUGACACAGUUCCACUUCAUCCAGAACCUCAUCUCAUCGGAGUGCAGCUCCUCCAUCCACACCUCCCUGCUCCACGCUGCCCUCGUGGAAGGCACCUGCUCUUUCCUGUUCCACCUUGUCCUCCUCAAGUCACAGCAGAGUCACCCCAUCUACCAGGUCCCUGCGCGGGCAGCGACCGUCACCUUCCUGACCUACACAGCUGGAUCAUUCACAGGGGCCUUCUUCAACCCUGCCCUGGCCACAGCCACCACCUUCCACUGCUCGGGGAACAGCUUCUGGGACUAUGUCCAGGUGUACUGGCUGGGGCCUCUCGCAGGUGAGAUCUUCCCGGGGGCAGGGGCUGGGAUGGGGGGCAGUGGGCAAAGCAGAAAUGCCAGGUCUAACACAUGUCAGUCCUGUAAAGGGCUGAACUUGGGUCUUGGCAGUGGCAAGUGUUACUUUUCCUCCAGCUUCCUUCUCUCUGGAGUCUUCUCUUUGCUAUCUAAGUUUUUUAAUCUAAUUUCUGCACAGGACAUGGGCCAGAGGUUGGGGGAGAAUAAAGCAAAGGUGUUUUAGAGCAAUGAUAGGCUGAGCUGUGGUUGGGGGUUGUCCACAGCCUCAGGAUGAUCACGGGGAGCUGGAUAUGGGCUGCCUUGAAUGCAGGAGUGGGGACAACUCCCUGACAGGAGGGUGGAGCCAGAUAGGGGUUGGUCUCUUCUCCCAGGUAACAAGCAUCAGGACAAGAGGAAACGGCCUCAGGUUGUACCAGAGGAGGUUUAAGGGAAAGUUUCUUCCCUGAAAUUGUGGUCAGGCACUGGCAGAGCUGCCCAGGGCGGGGAUUGAGUUACCAUCUCUCGAGGGAUUUAAAAGCCAUGUGGAUGUGGCACCUGGGGACAUGGGUUAGUGAGGGUGGAAUGGUUGGAUUCAACAGUCUUGGAGGGCUUUGCCAACCGGAAUGAUUCGUGGCAAAAGACCACAGGGGUGGUCUGUGGCCUUUUUGGGUCCAAACAAGCUUAUUACAUCAAGGAAACGCUGGUUAAAUUCUCCUUAAAGCCAUACAGCAAAGGUCUGUCAGCUCUCAGUGAAGGCUUCGGUGUUGCUGAGCUGCCUUUUGGUCAUGGGGAUGGUUGCGGAGCUGGAAAUCACGGCUGAGCCGUGGGGAGGGUGGAGGUGCUCAGUGCAGGACACGGAAGGGUCUGUGCUCUCGUUCCAGGGAUGUUUGCUGCCCUCCUGCUGUACCAGGGCAACAUCCCACGGCUCUUCCAGAAAAACCUCCUCUACAGCCAGAAGAGCAAAUACAAGAUACCCAAGGUGAAGG